Molecule: messenger RNA, 985 nt
Organism: Sinocyclocheilus grahami
Lineage: Eukaryota; Metazoa; Chordata; Actinopteri; Cypriniformes; Cyprinidae
Product: 7,8-dihydro-8-oxoguanine triphosphatase-like
Exons: 4
Coding region: 200-670 (156 amino acids)
Biological process (GO): DNA protection
Cellular component (GO): cytoplasm
Molecular function (GO): 8-oxo-7,8-dihydroguanosine triphosphate pyrophosphatase activity
Source: RefSeq, a predicted model, not a curated record
AUAUGUCAAUCAGUAUUAUGACUAAAUUCACUGUUGUCAAUAUGAAGCCUCCAUGUGAUCAUCUGACUGCGAGCAACACGCGGGAACAAGACCGAUUCAUUCAUCUGAGACCCAAAUAUCUGCAUAUUGACGCAUCUGAUUUUUAAACGGAAUAUGUGAUUACAUUUUUCGUCUCUACUUAUUACGUUGGACAAAGGAGAUGUUGACUAAUAAACUGCUGACCCUGGUGCUGGUGGUGCAGCCCGGCCGGGUGUUGUUGGGCAUGAAGAAAAGAGGCUUUGGAGCUGGCAAAUGGAAUGGGUUUGGAGGGAAAGUCCAGCCAGGAGAGACCAUAGAGCAGGCGGCCAGACGGGAGCUGCUAGAGGAAAGUGGCCUUACCGUUGACACCCUCCACAAGAUUGGAAAUAUCAAAUUUGAGUUUAUUGGGGAAACAGAACUGCUGGAUGUCCACAUUUUUAGAGCUGACACCUAUAAAGGAGAGCCAACCGAAUCAGACGAGAUGAGGCCACAGUGGUUUGACACAGAUAAAAUACCUUUCAGCCAGAUGUGGGCAGAUGACGUCAUGUGGUUCCCAUUGAUGCUUCAGAAAAAGAAGUUCUUGGGAUAUUUUAAAUUCCACGGUCACGAAGUGAUAGUGGAGCAUAAACUGGAGGAAGUGGAGGAUGUGUGAUUGGGGUUUGAAUACCACUGAUGAACAUUGCCACUGUAUCAGUGGAAAUUAUCCAACUGCGUGGUUUUGUGGAGAUGGCCAUACUAUGUGAAAUCAUGAGAUAUCAAAUGCUGUAUUUUAAUGUAAUAUACAGCAUUUUGUUUUGUUUUUUGCAUGAGAAAAUGGCAUUAUCUGUUUGAUGUUCCAUUUAUCUUUGGUUCAAUUCACACAUGUAUCUUCUGUAUGCUGAUGUUUUGUUUUUACCUGUUUCUUUGUUAAUCAUUCCUACAACAGUUCUUUUCUUUUUUUUUUACACCAAAAAUCAUACCUUUCCUA